Botrytis byssoidea is the source of this 2523-nucleotide messenger RNA. RefSeq lists its product as uncharacterized. Bases 375 to 2372 code for a protein of 665 amino acids. NCBI's taxonomy places the organism in Eukaryota, Fungi, Ascomycota, Leotiomycetes, Helotiales, Sclerotiniaceae. The record is from RefSeq and is a predicted model, not a curated record. Gene Ontology annotation, cellular component: nucleus. Gene Ontology annotation, molecular function: DNA binding; DNA-binding transcription factor activity, RNA polymerase II-specific; zinc ion binding. Gene Ontology annotation, biological process: regulation of DNA-templated transcription; DNA-templated transcription. The transcript is spliced from 7 exons.
GACUCAGACGUUACAGAUAUUACUGUUACCCUGCGUGCCUGACAGGGAACAACGAAAAUUACCUGCUCAAGCUAAAAGAGCUAGUAUGAAAAGAGUACCUAUAUAUAAUAUAUAUAUAUAUUGUGCAAAAAUUCAAUUUUCAUGCCCUUAGGGGUAUGGUCUGGCUCCAUGGUAGUCUAGUCCUUUUUUGUCCCAUCCCCACCUGACGCUAAAGUUAAGUACCGCAUCGCACUGUAUUAUUAACAACCUCAAAACUCUCAACAAAGCAGUGCUUCUCGCUAUCCUGGCAGCCUAUCCCGCAAUGAAGAAAAUAGAGACUUUACUUCAAUUGCAAUCGGAACAACAAUCCAAUUGAGGUCGAUCACCCACAGAUUAUGGAGCACUCCAACCAAGCUAGAAUCCAAACUGUCCGUCCCCACAAUGUCCGUCAGCCCGUCAGCUGUGAACCCUGUCGUCGCCGCAAGAUUAAAUGCUCGCGCACUCGCGCCCCCUGUGAGACAUGUCGUCGACGAGGAUGUGCAAGCAGCUGUUUUUACACAGGUUCUAGGGACUACACGCAGUAUAAUAAUGAUUCUACGUUCAACAAGGAGCUUCUAGACCGUGUUGCUAGUCUGGAGAUGCAGCUUGAGAAGUAUUCUGAGGCUAAUAUUGAUGCGAGUUCAAAUGCAAUUGGCAAGCAGAAAGAAGACAGAGAUGCGCAAAAUACUAUACUCUCUCCGCCUGAAGAACCCACAGCUGCAACUCCACAAUACAAUGCGAUGCCUGAAUCCACAUCCUCGCGUUCGAUGAGCUCCCAGCUAGAGAAUUCGCCCCCUACCCCGCGAAAUAAGGGAGUCUUAACUGCCCUGCCUAAUGGGAAUGUACAUUACUCGCCCCAAAUUUCACAAUGGAACUCUGUACUUGUGAAUACUAAUCUUGCAAUUGAAUUGCCUUCUUUAGACGAUGUGGAUGAUUCUCCUCCUGCUGAUGUUGGAUUUCCAUUCUCCGCAUCCACGUCCUCGAUCUCAGUCGAUGGGUUGCUGUCGAUUUUGCCACCUACGCGUCAGUGCACGUAUUUGAAGGACAUGUACUUUUCGGUGUUGUCUCCUUUGUUCCACAUCCUACACGACCCAACAUUCCACUCCCAAUACCAGCAAUUUGUAGAGAAUCCAGCUUCGAAAUCGCCGUCCUGGCUAGCGAUCUUGUUCGUCUUACUGGCCUUGGCUGUGAAAACCCUAGACGACAAUGAUCCUAUCUUGCGCGACUUGGGACGUGGCGCAGAUUCGUCCGCGGAUAUACGAGCGUUGAUUUUGCUGGUCUAUGCGAUGAAUCAUAAUCAAGAACCGACUUGGACCAUUUUAGAUGCUGAUGCACGUUUAGGCACUACAUAUCAUGUAGCAAUUGCCCUAGGCUGCCACGUCGAUCCCUCAAUUCUCCAUCUCGACCUCAUCCAAAGCGAAGAGCAUCGUCGCUGCUGGGCCGGCCUAAUGAUGCUCUAUACCAUCCAAACUACCGCCCUCGGAAACACCGAUUCUUUCUGGACGUGCAAAAACACCGUCCGUUUCCCCGCCGACGUAAACGAUACCGACAUCACCCUCACAGAUAUCCAAACUCCUUCCCCCGGUCCAACCCAAAUGUCGUAUCUACUCUUCAAAUUCCAGCUAUAUGAUCUCGCCAGCGCUAUCUGUAGGGAAACAUUCACUUCAUCCAUACCCAGCGCGCGUACGAUUAAAGACCUCGACGCACAGAUUUGUGCUGCGCAAGAACUUUGGGAUAAGCGCUACGCAUCGCAUUCGUCACAAGCGCCAGUUCCCACACACCACGUUGUACAUUUGCAUAUUCUGUACGGGUAUUCGCACCAGCUUUUUCUGUUGCUGCACCGGCCUUUUUUUGCACAAUCUUUGCAGGGGCUUGACCUAGAAGCGCCUAACGACUCCCAGGUUCGGUGCCUGGCAAGUGCCGAGGCCCUCCUAGACAUUCACCGCACAUUGGUAGAGACUCCCGCAAACAGGCCAUAUAUGUGGUACACGCGAGGCCUGGGCAGCUUCCAUGCAUUUCAUGCGGCAGUGGUGCUGGCGGUGGCGCUGUUGAUGCCAGCUUAUAGAGCGCAGUAUGAGAGGUUCAAAGAAAUGCUAGAGGGAGCGUUGGCAAGGUUUGUGGGAAUGAGUGCGAGGAGUCGUGUAUGUGAGAGAGGAGCGAGGAUCCUGGAGUUCUUGUUGGCAAUGCCGUCCCCGAAUCGAAUACCAAUAGAAGUAGUGCAAGAACAGGAGUGGAUUUCAACCCGCUUGAGAGGGUUUGCGACGAAGUUGCAGGCUGAAAAGUGGCUGGGACCAGAGAGUAUGGAUUGGGAUGGAUGGGGUGAACUUAUGACGGAUGUAGUAGUCGUGGAAUGAAGUUUAUGCUUAUAGUACCAUAAGAAGUCUAUUCAAAAGGAAACAACAUGUCAUCUGGAUUCUCGGACCCAAUUGCAAUCUGGAGCGAGAAGUCGGACAGAAGAAGAAAGAACUAGAAUAAAGUCAGUGAUGAAUUGAGGUUUCAUUAACA